CCGUAUUUUUCACAGUGUGGUACUUUUACUGAGUAAAGGAUCUGAAUACUGCCCCAGCUGUUGUCUAUUCUCCACAGUAAAAGUCAACUUCUGCUUUUAUUUUAAAAGAAAAAAAACGGUUUACUCUUUCUGUCCAACUUGAUUAUUAGAGUCUCUGAUUACGACAGCAACAAGCACAGCGCAGGCGCAGCUCUUGUUGGGCUGUGAUGUCAUAGGAUGCAGUUCCCAUCGUGCAGCGCGCCAUCCGGAAGAGGAAAAUAGUUCUUUGUUGAUUUCGAAAACUUUUGUGUUGCUGAUGUGAAGCUCGGGAUCCGGCGGGCUGGAGAUGUGGAUGUAGCGCCGCUCUGAGGGGAUGAUUUCAGCCAGCAUGGAAACUAAACGUGUGGAGAUCCCCUCCGGCGUGCUGGACGACCUCUGCAGCCGCUUCAUCCUGCACAUCCCCAGCGAGGAGAGGGACAACGCCAUCCGGGUGUGCUUCCAGAUCGAGCUGGCCCACUGGUUCUACCUGGACUUCUGCGUGCAGAACACACCGGGAGCUCCUCACUGCGGGAUAAGAGACUUCGCCAAAGCUGUCUUCCAUCACUGCCCGUUUCUGUUGCCUCAUGGAGAGGACGUGCAGAAGGUCCUCGAGCAGUGGAAGGAGUACAAGAUGGGUGUACCCACCUAUGGAGCCAUCAUUCUGGACGAAUCUCUAGAAAACGCGCUGCUUGUUCAAGGCUACCUCGCCAAGUCCGGCUGGGGCUUCCCGAAGGGGAAGGUAAACGAGGACGAAGCUCCUCAUGACUGUGCGGUCCGUGAGGUGCUGGAGGAGACGGGCUUUGACAUCAAGAACCGCAUCUGCAAAGACGUGUACAUAGAGCAGAAGAUCACCGACCAGCUGGUGCGGCUCUACAUCAUCCCAGGAGUGUCGAAGGACACCAAGUUCAACCCCAAGACGAGGAAGGAGAUCCGGAACAUCGAGUGGUUCUCUGUGGAGAAGCUGCCGUGUCACAGGAACGACAUGACCCCAAAGUCUAAACUGGGACUCGCCCCCAACAGGUUUUUCAUGGCCAUCCCCUUCAUCAGACCGCUGCGGGAGUGGAUCAGCAGGCUGAAAGGCGAGUCAACAGACAGCGACGAGGACUUCGCAAACGCUCCGUGCAAACCCUCAGACGUCGCUCGGUCCAAGUCCCGCCGCCUUGACGCGCCUGGAGCAGACGGCUGGACGAAGCACAAACAGCAGAAGACUCAGUACGAGCUGAACCAGCGGGGGGGCGAGAGGAAAGGCCAGGACUCACCGCACGUGAAGAAAGGAGCCAAUGACGGCAGCCAGCAGGUGAAAACCAAAGAGGACAAAAAGAUCCAACCCAGACGACUUCAGGACAGCUUUGAGAGAGACCAGCAGGCGGUCCAGCUCCACCUGCUGUCCUCCAAGACUUUCCUCAACUUCAAGUUUGACCGAGACGCCAUCAUGAAGUGUUUCGACUUCUGAUGAAGUCCAGCUGGCCGUCACAGCAUCAGACUGUGGAGUCCUGCAGUCCAGGCUCAGCUUCGACACAUUUACAAUCUGUUUUUCAUUGAACGCAUCAUGUGAGCUUCACGGGCCUCGCUUGCUUCAGACCUUAAAACACACGUGAGGCUGUGUGAUGUCAGUGGAUCAUGUCGGUUUUCAUUUAUGUAUUGAUUUUAACAGGUGGGAACUUUGUCUUUCAUUCUCCUGACCGGAUGCUGUCACAUCAUGUUGUGUGUGUUCGCUGUGUUACUGACUUAAAGAUUUUAUUCAGGAGGGUUCAAGUUUGGUACGGAAGCUUGUGGCUGCCAAUAUUAAAGUGAAAUCAAUAAAUUAAAAUUUAAAAAUCUCCAGUAAAGGCCAGGAAAUUUUAAUUACAAAAUAAAAUUGAAAUUAUAAAAUGAAAAAUAAUCGUCAGAGUGCAUCAUCACUGCAUCAUGACAAUAAUUCAGUUUCACAUUUAAGUUGUUUACCAGGCUGAAAAUGUUUCAAGUUCAGGCGUCCACACGUUGUUGUUGUUAAACAACUCGUGUGUUUUUCAGCAGCUUUGUAAUUCGUGGCUGUUCUGUCGCGCGGACUGCAGGUUCACAUGUUGAACUUCCUGUCAGGAUUUCUCACACCACAAGUCCUCCGUCUCGGUUAUGCAGUAGUCGUCGUUUGGUGUGAGACCUUGCAGACCAACUGUGGAUGUGAGAUUUCUUCUCAUUUGUUGCUGACAGGUUCUUUGGUGUUUUUUUAAGAUUUAAUUAUUCAUGUAUUUGUAGACAAACAACUGCAUAAACAUAAAGACAAAAAAUGAUGCACUGUCUGUUAAGGCUGAUGAAUUACAGAAGCUGGACAACAAACACGUUCUGGGUUCUCGGUUGUUCGUCUCAACUUGUCCUUUGGCUUCAAGUGUUUCGAAUUAAAAUGUGAAUAUCAAUAAAGUCUUUUUUUCACUCA
Molecule: messenger RNA, 2431 nt
Organism: Scatophagus argus
Lineage: Eukaryota; Metazoa; Chordata; Actinopteri; Scatophagidae
Gene: dcp2
Product: decapping mRNA 2
Exons: 1
Coding region: 353-1471 (372 amino acids)
Biological process (GO): deadenylation-dependent decapping of nuclear-transcribed mRNA; nuclear-transcribed mRNA catabolic process, nonsense-mediated decay
Cellular component (GO): P-body; cytoplasm
Molecular function (GO): manganese ion binding; RNA binding; 5'-(N(7)-methylguanosine 5'-triphospho)-[mRNA] hydrolase activity
Source: RefSeq, a predicted model, not a curated record